Messenger RNA from Schistocerca gregaria, 2426 nucleotides. It is a transcript of the gene Rcd5, whose product is annotated as microspherule protein 1. Gene Ontology annotation, molecular function: G-quadruplex RNA binding; protein binding. The transcript is spliced from 11 exons. Bases 411 to 1871 code for a protein of 486 amino acids. NCBI's taxonomy places the organism in Eukaryota, Metazoa, Arthropoda, Insecta, Orthoptera, Acrididae. The record is from RefSeq and is a predicted model, not a curated record. Gene Ontology annotation, biological process: positive regulation of transcription by RNA polymerase II. Gene Ontology annotation, cellular component: Ino80 complex; MLL1 complex; NSL complex.
UCACAUUUGCAGCGAUCUUUUGCAUGUACAGACAUCUGCGCUGAUGUCUGCGCAGGCAGAUCGUUGCGUGUUGACGUGCCUUUAGUGAUACUCCUUUUCAUGAAUUCACACACGUAAUUAAAACUGAGCAAUCAUAGAAAUUAUUUGUUGAAACAUGACUAUUUCGUCGGUAUCAUUUACUUACCUUGCUUGCGCAGGAGUUUUCAUGCAACUCCUGACUUAAUCAGAGUUUGUAUACACGUGUUUCGUUUGGGUUGUUGGCUAUCCUGGACAGUUAUUGUUUUGUCCGUUUGUUUAUAGUAUGGCUGUGCGUGGAUUUGUGUAUGGUUAUUAGUGCAUUUAACUUUUGAAGUGAUGCAUUAAGUUUUUGUAUGUGUGCCUCCGAACAUUAACGUCCGUUUGGAAGCAGGAUGGCAGAUACAGAUCGUUACGGGAAAGUGAGAAUGUCAGUGGACCAGUCACAAAGUUUAGAUUCAAUCGCUACCAAACGUAGAAGUAGUUCCCGUUCGAUAAAACGACGUCGGUUUGAUGAUGAGCUUGUGGAAUCCAGUCUUGGGACUGCGGGUUCCUUGGGAAAAGUGGCAAGAGCUCGAGCCCAGUCAAUAUCCAGCCCCGGAUUAGACUACUGCAUGAAGGAUGUAGAAAUAGGCACCCCUGGCAUACAGAAGCAACUGAAAGAGUUUAAAACAAAGGCAAUGAGUUCUGCUGCGACUACUCCAGCCAGUACUGUCACUCCUUCCUCGACUGUGUCCGUGCCACCUGAAAAUCGGCAGAGGCGCACGGGCGGUUCGGCCAGUGGACGCACAGGGGGCUCAGCUGGUAGUCGUCGCAAUAAGAGGCCGCGCCAUUCCCAUUCAGUCGCCACGAAGGAUCUCGGUCGUUGGAAGCCCACUGAUGAUCUAGCUCUGAUUACCAAUGUUCAGCUGACCAGUGAUUUGCGAACAGUGCACCGAGCUACUAAAUUCUCGUGCCGCUUCACUGUGCAAGAAAUCCAGCAGCGCUGGUACGCCUUGCUGUAUGACCAAGCUGUCUCACGUGUCGCCGUGGCUGCCAUGCGAAAUCUCCACCCUGAAAUCGUAGCAGCUGUUCGCAGCCGUGCUCUUUUUAGCAAGGCUGAAGAGCAGUUGCUGCAGACCAUUAAAUCGGCUUCAAAUCCCACAAUUGACGUAUUUCAAGAAUUGCUGGAACAAAAUGCCCAAGUAUUUUAUCCAGCACGGACAGCAAAGUCACUUUACAAUCACUGGAACUUGAUGAAGCAGUACCAUCUCCUACCUGAUCAGACUGUUCAAGCUGUUCCAAGGGGUGAGCAUGUGUUAAACUUCUCAGAUGCUGAAGAUCUGAUACAAGAUGGUGAUCUGGGAGAUCCUCCAGAUGAGGCAGUCGAAUUUGAAUUAGCGAGGUCUGAUAGGUUGAUUAAGAAAGAAAUCCGUUCUCUGGAGAAUGAGAUGGGAAACUGGCAAGUUCUCGUAGACUCGGUAACUGGUAUUAGUCCUCCUGAUUUUGACAAUCAAACCUUAGCUGUUUUGCGUGGACGGCUUGUAAGAUAUCUAAUGAGAUCUCGAGAAAUUACAAUGGGUCGAACAACGAAAGACAGCAGUGUGGACGUAGAUCUUUCGUUGGAGGGCCCAGCGUGGAAGAUAUCUCGACGACAGGGUACCAUUAGGUUACGGAACAAUGGAGAUUUUUUCCUGUCUAGUGAGGGGAAAAGGCCGAUAUACGUUGAUGGCAGACCGAUACUUGCAGGCAAUAAGUAUCGACUGAACAACAAUUCUGUUAUUGAAAUUGCGGGUCUUCGCUUCAUCUUCCUUGUUAACCAGGAGCUGAUCAACGUGAUUCGCCAUGAAGCAGCUAGACUCAAUCUCCAGCCAUAAUAUAUCCUCUUUUUGUGGCAAUUUGUGUGUGUGUGUGUGUGUGUGUGUGUGUGUGUGUGUGUGUGUGUGUGUGUGUGUGAGAGAGAGAGAGAGAGAGAGAGAGAGAGAGAGAGAGAGAGAGAGAGAGAGAGAGCAAUUAUUGUAUUUUAAAAGCUUAAGAGCAGACUUUCAUAAGCUAUAUAGAAUUUACUACUCAGACAGUGGUAUUGAAAACUCAGGUCUCAAAUGCUAAUUUAAUGCCCAUGUACAAGUAUUAUUCUUAAUUUAGUUAUUGUACAAAUUUUCUUCUCAAAAAAUCAUUUAAUGUUAUAUAUCUCAUGGAGGGGAAUACAAAUGUAGACAAUACUUUUUCUGGUGAAAGGUGGCAUUUUUCUUACCUUUGCCAGUACAAGACUAAAAACUGUGAGAGAUUUUAUUUUCUGUUUGUUGUCUUAAUACAGCAUUUUGAGUGUUUACAAUUUAAUUUAGUAGUUACACUGAAUAUGUGAUUUUUCAUUGCUCAUGUUCUGUUUUUGAAACACAAUAGUUCAUCUCAAUAAAUUGAUUAUUGGUCAA